CUCCUCCAGUCCACAUGGUGUCAGUAGAGGUCGGACUGUGGUGUGGCGUGCGGGGCAGCAGCAGUGUGGCAGCACAUGUGGAGGAAUACAGCGCGCACGAGGGGGAUUUUAAGGAGGCUGAUUCUGUUGUAGAGUUGUUUAUAAAGUGUUUAUAAGCUCCAGAGGACUCGGUAACAUCUGCUUUAAACGGAACGGAACCUACUGGACCAUCACAGAGCAGAUAUUAUUUAGGUGGUGGAUCAGUCUUAGCACUGCAGUGAUUACAUCAGUUACAUCUCAUGUGUUGGAUGUUAAGUGUGUGCGCUCAAUAUGACGUCUUUAGCCCAUCAGCUGAAGCGGCUCGCUCUGCCCCAGAAUGCACCUGAAGUUUUCUCGCGAAAGGAGACGGCUUCACUCCUAUUCGAGCCGAAGCACGCCGCCACUUUAGACAGAGCCAGCUUCUACGCACUGGGCUGCACAGGGCUGGAGGAACUGCUGGGGAUCGAAUCAGCAUUUGAGGAGUUUCAGGAGACGCUCUUCAGCGAGGCGUCUAUGAGCCUAGAACGAAACGUGCAGACCAAGGAGGUCAACCAGAAACUGGACAAGAGCAUCUCACUCUUCCUCACCCGCCUAUCUCCCUACUUCCUUCUGAAACCAGCCCUGAAGUGUCUGGAGUGGCUCAUACACAGGUUCCACAUUCACUUGUACAACCAAGACAGCCUGAUUGCCUGUGCCUUACCGUACCACGAUACCAAACUGUUCGUUAGAGUAAUUCAGCUCUUCAAGAUUGAGGACCCCACCCACAGAUGGCACUGGCUGCAUGGGCUUCAGAAACCUGGAGUUCCUCUGGCCAGAGGCACUCUGCUCACGCACUGCUAUAAAGAUCUGGGCUUCAUGGACUUCAUCUGCACCAUGGUGACCAAAUCACUGAAGGCUUAUUCAGGAAGUGUUCGUGAUGGACACUGUGCUCAGCUCAGGGUGAUGUUUUCUUUUUACGCCGCGGCCAUCGUUCCUGCUCUAGAGGCCGUGGAGAAGGUCACCGAUUCCAUCGUAGCCAAGCUGCUCCCCUACGUACAACUGGGUCUGAAAUCAGAGCUGGUGGACUAUAAAGCUGCCACCUACAUGAUCGUGGCUCAGCUGUCUGUGAAGGUGGUCAUGCAGCCGGAGCUGGUGGACUCGCUGGCUUCCCAGGUGAGCAGAUCUUUGAGCAGGGGUCCUGCGCUGACCACCGAGGGGCUGUCCUGUCUCGUCAUCCUCCUGCAGAACCAGAAGGAAGGGGUUGUCGGGCCAAAGCCAUUUGGGUAUCUUUGUGCUGUGCCCUCCCUGGUGCCCACCCUACAGGCCAUAUCGGCAUCCUACAGCAUCAGUCCUGUACUGCGGUACCUGCUGCCACAUCUCAUUCACGCUGCUGUCUCUCAGAAUGAUGAGCAGCAGGACCAGGGUGCAGACAGGACUCUGCACAGUCGACUGCUGGAGUCGGUUCUUCAAAUGCUUCCUUUGUCUGCUGGUCUGGAGAACACGGUGGCCAGGCUCCUCCUGGAUGAAUAUGUGUCCUGUGGUUCUGAGCUCUCCUCAGACUCUGUCUCCGCCCUCAAUCAGAAGCUCCAGCCAAUCGUCAGACUCUUUGAGCGCAGGUAUCCUGGUGCUCUGGAUGCUGUUCUGGAGAGUCGUGUAGCUGAGCUGACCUUAGAUGAGCAGAAGAGCCUCCUCCAUCAGUUUCUCUCUCUCACCCUGAGCUGCGGCAAACACCAGGUUCUGGCUGAUUCAGACACAUCUCUGAUGCUCAGUCUAAAUCAUCCUCUGUCCUCCGUGAGGAACAUGGCUCUGGACCACCUGAAAAACAUCCUCACAUCCGGACAGGAAGGGUUUGACGAGUCCUUCCUGAAGAACGCACUACUGGAAAGGAUAAAGGAUGAAGCUCCUGAGGUCGUUCUGUCUGCGCUCUCAGCCCUGCAGCUUUAUGCUGACCGGAUGAAUCCAGAGGAGACUGUUUCUGGUUUAAUUUCUCUUCUACAUCGGAUCCAGCCAUCGAACUCCCAAUGGUUUACAGUCUUGAAGGAGGCUGUCCAGUUGCUUGAUGACCCUCGUCUUAGUGAAGUCAGCCCUGAUCUCAGAACCCAGAUUGGCUGGGAGCUUCUGCCCUUCGUGCUGGUGACCAACCCUGAGGAAUCUGCACGGCUGCAGUUGCCUCUUUGUGUGUCUGAGACGCGCCUAAUGACCCAACAUCCUCUCACCCAGGGCUGGGCUGAUGUUCUGAAGGAUGUUCUGCAGAAAACUCCUCCUGCUGCUGUCGUAGGAGUGGCCAGCCAGGUGCUCAUCAGCACUCUGUCCAAAAACCUGUCCAGCAUGGAACCAUCGGCCAAACGCAACACUAUUGAGAGUCUGUGUUCGCUGCUGGCUAAGCAAGGCUCUGGUGUACGAGAGAGGGCUGCGUUCGUGGUUCUGAGUCACGCUCUCCUCCAGGCUCUGGACUCUCUGAGUGAGAGUCAGCAUCUCCACACGGCCCAGACGCUCUUCAGCCUGAUGGAGCCUGCGCUAAAAAAGUUGGACAAACUGGAACAAAAACAGCUUAAUUAUGAUGGUGAUGAAUCUACGUUCCUGCCUGUGUACGAGGUGCUCGGAGACUUCCUGUCCAAACUGCAGACUGACGAGAACUCGGAGAGAGAGCACGGCCUCCUCCUCCUCGCUCUACUCCGACUCUUCAUCACCGCUCUCAAAUGCCCUGAAUCCUCAUUUAAACGUGAUCGCUGGUGGAACCUGGAGAAGCUGGAUGAGAGUACGUGCUGUUACCUGCAGCUGCUGUGCCGUGUGUUUGAUGUGGUGCUGUCGGGGGCCAGUGAGGGACCGCUGGCUUCCUCUUUCAGGGCCCUCAUGCAGCUCUUGCUUCAGGUGCACCUCAACGAACCAGAGCAUCUCUUCAAGUUUCUGUCUCUGCUGUGGGGUUACAGCGCUAACCGGGGCGACCAGCUGGAGGUUCACGUAUCCGCGCUGCAGCAGACCCGCGCUCUGUAUGUGGCCAAGGCUCUGCUGACCACCGUACCUGUAAAGAUACUCAACCUGCUGGCCUCAGCUUCCUCACCAGUGGUGCCGUCUUUGCUGGCGUGUGCGAGCUCUGGGGUCGGGGAGGUGAGACGGGCGGCGUUGGCUGUGCUGAAGUCUCUCUCUGGAGUCACCUCCUCUCCGUACUGCCCGCUGGUGGAGAGACUGCUCAGUGCAGCCGAAGAGCUGAUUGCAGACCCAGCUUACCUCAGCCAGGCUCUGUCCAGGCUGUAUGAGGAGGCCGUCAGUGUGAAGGUCAAGGGCAGGAACAAGCUGCUGUUGGCCAUAGAGCAGCUGUUACAGUGUGUGCAGGCUCCCGACUGCCCGUCCUACAUGGCCAAGGUGCUGCUGCGAGAGCUGCGGGAUGUUAAUGGAGAGUCGGUAUUGUCUAUCCUCCUGCCGGCUGUGGGGCGCGUGUUGGAGCAGUGUUCUCCGGACACGGCUGUGUUCCUGCUGGACGAGGCUCUGUUUCUGCAGCUGCUGUUGGGGAAGUAUAACGAGGCAUCGGCUGCUCUGCUGUCUCGAGACGCUCGCAGCCUGGAGCUCUUCGUCACGGCUCUGCGCGUCUCCUCCAGACCCUACGAGCACAUCCCCAGCAUCCAGAUCAUCGCCCUGGAGCAGAUCACCAAGCCCUUCUUUGCAGCCCUGGAUGAUGAGAAGAUCCAGCAGAGGAUCAUGGGAGUGAUGUUUGAUCUGCUGGUGGACACUAAAAGCCCAGCUGUCUCCCAGACCAUCAACAGUGUCUUCAAAGCAAUCACUGUGGAUGCAGAGCUGGUGGCUAAUGAACUGGCCCCCGUAGAAAAGCCUAAAGUUUCAGGAAGUGUUCAGCAGACUCGCAGAAGCAAAGCACAGCCCAAGAAAACACAGGAAGCUGUGCCAGAAGAAAGUGCAGUGUCCUGGCCCAGGGUCACCCUGGUACUGGAGCUCCUGCAGCAUAAGAAGAAGCUGAAGAGAGCUCAGAUAUUGGUGCCAACACUGUUCAGCCUCCUCUCCAGGUGUUUGGAGGCAUCAGACGAGCAGGAGAACAUGGAGUACACCAAGCAGCUGCUCCUCAGUGUCCUUCUCAACGUGUGUCAGAAGCUUUCCCCACAGGGAGGACCAAUCAGCAAAGACAUCCUGGAUGAAGAUAAGUUCAGCGUGGAGCUGGUGGUCCAGUGUGUGAGGACAUCAGACAUGCCUCAAACACACCACCACGCUCUGCUUCUGUUAGGAACUGCGGCUGGAAUCUUUCCUGAAAAAGUUCUGCACAACAUCAUGCCCAUCUUCACAUUCAUGGGCGCCAACAUCAUGCGGCUGGACGACACCUACAGCUUCCAGGUCAUCAGCAGGACCGUGCGGACAGUCAUCCCUGCCCUGAUCCAGGCUCACGAGGCUGCGGGCAGUCAGUCGAAGGGACAGAUGGAGGCUGUGGUGACCAGAAUUGUGCACGUUUUCGUUGACGCUCUCCCACAUGUGCCCGAGCACCGACGCCUUCCCAUCCUCAAGCAGCUGCUGGAUACUCUGGGACCGGACCGAUUCCUCUGGGUCCUGAUGCUGCUCCUAUUUAAACAGCACACUGCCCUCAGCACUGCGGGAGCAGAGAAGGAAGCAGCUCUGGAGCGGGACCAGGAGUUCUGGAUCUCGUUGUGUUGUGAGUUUGAGGUUCAGGAGCAGCUCGCCUCUCUCAUUAAGAUCCUUCAGUUCCUCACAAGUCUACCAAAGGACAAAGAAGAAGUUACGGACAAAAGGAGGGGGAGGGGAACAAGAGGACAGAAGAAGGAGGAGAGCACCACAGAUCUGAUCUUCAGUGUGGAGACCCACAGUGGAAAAGAGCUCCGGCAUUUCAAAUUCCUCUCCGUUUCCUUCAUGGCCCAGCUACUGUCCUCCAGCAGCUUUGUAGGAAAGGUGGCCGAUUGUGAGGAUUUGACUGAAAAAGCUCUGCAGAACCUCCAGCAAAGUCUUUUAGAGGAGAACCUGCGCUACAUUCACAUGGUUGCUCAGUGCGUAGAGGAGAACGCAGACCAACCCACCACCAAGUUCUGGAGGGCACUGCUCAACAAGUCCUAUGAUGUCCUGGAUAAGGUCAACGCCCUUCUACCCACAGACACCUUCAUCACGGUGGUGCGUGGGCUGAUGGGUAAUCAGCUGCCCUCAGUGAGGAGGAAGGCGAUGGAUCUGCUCAACAACAGGCUGCAGCAGAGGACCCAGUGGGAGUCGCAGCAGGUGGUUGUGCUGCUGGAGUUAAUCAGUGACCUCCUGGUCAUUGUGGGCCAUGGUCGUGUCCAGCCAGAGCGACAGGAGGAAGAGGAGCAGGCCAUAAACCGCCAGACUGCGCUCUACAGUCUGAAGCUGCUGUGCCGCAUUUUUGGCACAGGCCACCAGGAGGCGUUCCUGCCAGUACUGAACAGGACGGUGGAGCUGGUGGCGAACCCGGAGGAGGAGAGGAACGUUAUGGGCAGUGCGUUGCUGUGUGUGGCUGAGGUCACCAGCACCCUGAAGGCCCUCGCCAUCCCACAAAUACACAAGUUGAUGCCGGCGGUCCUACAGACCCUGCAGGAGCGUAAGGAUCUGCUGUCUAAUGAAGUGUAUCUGCUGAGUGCAGUCACAGCCCUGCAGAGAACAGCAGAAACCCUACCACACUUCAUCAGCCCGUACCUUAAGGACACCAUAUCACAGGUGACUCGUCUGGAUCGGGUUGCCAAGCGUCUUUCCUCCUGCCCUCAGCUGGCCAUCAGACUCUCCUCCCUCAGCUCAACACUGGCAACUAAAGUGCCCUCCAGGGUCCUGCUGCCUACCCUCGCCAAGUGCUAUGGCGGCAUGGUGGACUCCCAGCAGAACCGUCUCGGCCCUCUGAUGAACAUCCUGAGGGAGCACAUUGGUCAAAUGGAGAAAGAACAGUUUACCUCCCACCAAUCAGAGCUCACCUCUUUCUUCCUUUUGGCUCUCGACUUCCGCAGCAAACACUGCCAGGGAGAUCUGGAGAAAACUGCAGAGAUCGAGGGUUAUGUCAUAGACUGCCUGCUGGCCAUGGUUAUGAAGCUCUCAGAGGUCACGUUCAGACCUCUGUUCUUCAAGCUGUUCGACUGGUGUAAGACCGAAGGAGCAUCUAAAGACCGCAUGCUGACCUUCUGCAGACUGGCCGACAGCAUCGCUGACCGGCUGAAGGGUCUGUUCGUGCUGUUUGCAGGUCAGCUGGUCAAACCCUUCUCAGACCUGCUCCACCAGCUCAACUCCGCCCAGACCGAUGCAACCUACUUUGAUUCAGAGAGUGAUGAUGAUGAUGAUGAUGAGGACGAUGAGGACAACAUUAAGAAGAGCAGUCUGCUGCUGCAGUACACGCUGGACUGCCUGCAUAAGAUCUUCCUGUACGACACACAGCACUUCCUCAGCAAGGAGAGAGCUGAUGCUCUGUUGGGCCCGCUGGUGGAUCAGGUGGAGAACAUGCUGGGAGGAGAGCAGGUGUAUCAGACCCGGGUGAAGCAGCACCUGGUUCCAUGCGUGGGUCAGUUCUCUGUUGCGAUGGGAGACGAUUCUCAGUGGAAGGUGCUCAACUACCAGAUCCUGCUAAAGACUCGCCACAGCUCUCCCAAGGUGCGUUUCUCUGCUCUUAUGAUGCUGCUGGAGCUGGCUGGCAAACUAAGAGAGAACUACAUGGUGCUCCUGCCAGAGACCAUCCCCUUCCUGGCAGAGCUCAUGGAAGAUGAAUGUGAAGAGGUGGAGCAUCAAGUCCAGAAGGUCAUUCAGGAGAUGGAGACGAUCCUCGGAGAGCCUCUUCAGAGCUAUUUCUAACAUCAGCAGAGCUUCUCCUCAAACCCAAAACCCAGAGAGUCUACGGUUCAUGAUGUGUUCACUCCUGGCGAGUUUACAUAUUAACUGUAUUUUUACAGAAACGCCCACAUGAGCCAGCAAUGGCCAGACCAGAGACCUCUGGCCCAGAGUCCAGCUGGGCCACUCUGGCACAUAGCCUCGAAUGUUCCGAAAUGCAGACGUUACCUUGAACUUUGACUCAUCGGACUUGCUGUUAAAAUGUGCUGUUUUUAAAAAUCAUUUUUAUGCAUUAAAAACAUUUACUGUAUAUGCAGUCUGUAUUAUCAAGUCUGUUGAUUGCGUUUGUCCAUGAAAAUGAUUGUUGCAUCCACAUGAUUAAAAAAGCUGGAAGGUAAAAUGCUAAAAUGUUUUCAUAUUAAAACAAACUAUAAAUAUCAAAUACA
Messenger RNA from Astyanax mexicanus (Mexican tetra), 7208 nucleotides. It is a transcript of the gene heatr1, whose product is annotated as HEAT repeat containing 1. Gene Ontology annotation, molecular function: snoRNA binding. The record is from RefSeq and is a predicted model, not a curated record. Gene Ontology annotation, cellular component: small-subunit processome; 90S preribosome; t-UTP complex. Lineage: Eukaryota; Metazoa; Chordata; Actinopteri; Characiformes; Acestrorhamphidae. The coding region runs from base 310 to 6786 and encodes 2158 amino acids. The transcript has 46 exons. Gene Ontology annotation, biological process: positive regulation of transcription by RNA polymerase I; maturation of SSU-rRNA from tricistronic rRNA transcript (SSU-rRNA, 5.8S rRNA, LSU-rRNA).